Molecule: messenger RNA, 906 nt
Organism: Chaetomium globosum CBS 148.51
Lineage: Eukaryota; Fungi; Ascomycota; Sordariomycetes; Sordariales; Chaetomiaceae
Exons: 2
Coding region: 1-906 (301 amino acids)
Source: RefSeq, a predicted model, not a curated record
AUGCCGUCCCUACCGCGACAGAUGCAGCUGUUCGUGCUGAUCGCUGCUUUCUUGGCGGCGACGGCGAUGGGUGCUUCGAGUCCAAACCACGAGCACUCUUUACCGUCGUACCAUUAUGGCGCCCCGAUACGGGUCGAGUGCAUGAACCGAAGCUCGGAAACGGGCGAACACAUCGAAAACGCACAGCACGAAAUCCAAUGGAUCCCUUUCCCGGUCUGCAACGAGACGAACCAGCCACUCGAAUUUAACUACGGCAUCGAGGGGGAGCAGAACUGCACCAUCCCCAUGAUCAGCGACCCCUUCUUCCACCUGCUCGAGUUCUACAUCCACAACGACGCCCCGUUAUCCUGCCGCCUUCCCGCGCGGCCCCCGCCACACAUCACAGCCGUCGGGGAGAAGCCGCCGGCGCAGGAGUACAUCCCGCUGGUGUUUGCGCUGGCGGGCACGCUACAGCUGAGCCACAUGCACAUCAGCACGCACCUCAACGUGCUGCUGCACAGCACCCCGAAGCACCACGUGCAGCCGCGCGACAGUGGCGUGCUCGACAGUGGCACCGCCUACAGCACCAGCCCGCUUACCCACCUUGAGGGCAGUGCGACCCGGCGCCUGGUCAUAGGGGACCCGCUGCCGUUCAGCUUCAGCGUGCGCUGGUUCCCCACUCCGGCCCUACCCAAGGUCGCCGGCAAGGUCGUGUGGGCCGGCAUGGGCGGCCACAUCUACGCCAGCACCGUCUUUUACAGCCUGGUGUCGUUUUGUGCCGGCGCCGUGGUCUCGGCCGUUUACUUCUUUGGGUCGGUAAUGCCUAGGCGGCUCAGGGGGCGGGGCCUCGGCAGCGCGACCCCGCUUGGUUAUGGGGUGAACGCCGUCGGGAACGGCUGGGGAUACCAGAAGCGGGCGGUCGACUGA